AUGAUGCCGGGAGUUGAAGCCAUGCAGAUGCAGGCCGCACCACCCAGAAAACGUGCCCAACGCCAAACGUCAUCAUGCCUUGAGUGCCGUCGUCGCAAGCAAAAGUGUUCUCAAGGACAACCAUGCACGAAUUGUUUUCGCCGGUUUCCCACCCCUGAAUGCAUAUACGAGGUUAAAUCUUCAAGAAGACCCUCCCCUUUGACCCCACGACCCCAGUUACCUACAAUCGCCGAUAUACAAAAUGGACCAUACUCCCAUCUCAACCCAGCUGCCAUGCAGAGUGCUCUCCACUAUAUUGGCGACCAACCACCCAGUUCAGCUUCCUCGCCGAGCACUUUGCCUCCACCAAUAGCAAGUCCAUCUACAGCCUUAUCAACGCCAUCAGCAAGAAAUCUCUGGAGACCCUACCUGACACAUGCAUCACCUGAUGGUGAUACUGAUAAGACAAUCACGAAGACGAUUCAGCUCAUCAAGGAACAAAGCAUCAAAAGCUUUAAACGCAGUUUUCUCGAAGAGGGGGGCAUUAGAGUAGAAUCAUGGGGCCGUAUGGUGAUGGGUCAUUCUAUUGGCGGCUCCAUGACACAGCUCAACUACCUUCCCAUGAGGCCAACGAAGCUAAACAAGGAUCUUGUCCGAAUUCACCUGUCACUACUGUCACGAUUCAAAUGCUCAAUAGACGGGCAGCCAGACCCUACGAACGAGUUCAUGAACAUAUGGGUUCCUUGUACUAUGCAGGAUCCUCUGCUCCUGCAAAUCGUCCUGUUCACGUCAGCAUGUUUCCUCACUGAGACUGGCGAUAUGCCCAAGAAGUUACGGCAGAUAUACCAGGGCCAUGUUUACUUCAUGCUCAACAAACAGCUGAGGGAUGAAAACGCCCGGGGAAAUGAUACAUUAUUGCUUGCCGUUGUACAGAUGAUCGCUGAUUCCUGGUACUGGGGCGAGACAGAUCAACUAACGCUUCAUCUUUCAGGAUUGAAGCGUAUGGUAAGGAUGAGAGGUGGGCUAGGCGAGCUUGGUUUACGUGGCUAUCUGGCCAAAAUGAUACUGAUUCAUGAUAUCGGCAUGGCACUGGCACAUGAGAUUACGCCCUCCAUAUACGGUCACCCUGGGUUCCCAUUUCAUGACCCAAAGAGGACGCCGAUCAAGACUCUAUACAACACGCCGUUCUUAUGCAACUGGCAAUCUUUCAGAGAAUGUUCGAACUCCUUACAAUUACAUCCUAGCACCGCCGAAAUACUCGACACCGUGAGAAGCCUAUUCUGCGCUAUCGUAUCACUUCCGAGAGACUCAUCUCCCGAACAAAUCCAGACAGUCCGUGUCACCGCCACUAGUCUUCAUGACAAAAUACUCAAUCGCCCGGAAAACGCUCCAUCUUUGCAAAGUUCUUGCAAUCCUUCCCGAUCGAGCUCAGUCGAGAGUCCGGACCAAUCUCCUUGUUCAUCCAGGACUGAUAAGUCCUCCUCCCCCGCUACCAAUCUUCCAGAUAGGAUGUAUAUUGUUGUGCGGAAGAUCGCUCUGAUCUACUGCAAGGCGGUUGCGACUCGCUCCCCAAUCAGUUCUGCUUGUUCUGAAGAGGAUAUCAACGAGAUUUGGUCUGCCAUCUGGGUUUCUGGAUUGCCGACUUGGAAAUCAAUCCUUGGCGUCUUCGUAUGGGUUAUGAUCCCGCUUUCUACUAACUGCCAUAAGACUAAAUUCGGACGUCUCAUCAAAACAUUGACCAUCUCUACAAUGAUGUCUCUUGGAAUGGACGACUGGCAUCUUUUCCUCGAUGCCAUGAUAACGGCCUUUCGAAUCCAGAGAUGGCUGACAGAAGGAGAUGACGACAGUAGCACAAAGCAACUUAUAGGAGGUCGGGCGGUGGUGGAUCAGUACGACAAGUUCGCGAUGGAUGGUGCUUUUCCAGAACAUCCUCUUCCGACAGAAGACGAGCUGUGA
Messenger RNA from Fusarium poae, 1935 nucleotides. RefSeq lists its product as uncharacterized. Gene Ontology annotation, molecular function: zinc ion binding; DNA-binding transcription factor activity, RNA polymerase II-specific. The coding region runs from base 1 to 1935 and encodes 644 amino acids. Lineage: Eukaryota; Fungi; Ascomycota; Sordariomycetes; Hypocreales; Nectriaceae. The record is from RefSeq and is a predicted model, not a curated record. Gene Ontology annotation, biological process: regulation of DNA-templated transcription. The transcript has 5 exons.